Haliotis rubra (blacklip abalone) is the source of this 3191-nucleotide messenger RNA. RefSeq lists its product as uncharacterized. The record is from RefSeq and is a predicted model, not a curated record. Lineage: Eukaryota; Metazoa; Mollusca; Gastropoda; Lepetellida; Haliotidae. The transcript is spliced from 10 exons. Gene Ontology annotation, molecular function: ATP binding; protein kinase activity. Bases 1149 to 3191 code for a protein of 680 amino acids. Gene Ontology annotation, biological process: protein phosphorylation.
GCAAUGUUGUUAGUAAUUCCCUUUCCAAGUUUAUUUCUAUUUCCUGGAAUUCCCGUAGGAGGUUUGCAAUCCUACGUGAAAAGAACGUUAUCAAAGAAGUAAACGACUCCCAAACCACUUCAAGGUCUUCCCUGAUUUUACAUCUUACAGAUACAGGUUAAAGCACAAAUUUCAGAUUGAUGGCUUCUUCUCAUUCUCACCAAUGUGUAAGCAUUACCAGGAGCCAUACCCGACCUUCCACAACAUUUGAACAUAAUGGAGACAACAGUAUCAUGGAGAUGCCAUAACUAGCUGCAACUAGAGGCAACAGGGAGAGUCGGAAUGUAAAGUGGAAGUAUGUCUGCUAUGGAGGAGUAUGGUCCUCCAAGCUACAUAUCCAUUGACGAAACGGAUACACAUGUCUUAUCAUUUGAAAACAGCAACCUACAAAGAAACUUGACCCAAAUACCACAUCAACUUGCAAGAAACCUAAUAGCUGGGAGGCAAGUCAUUGCUAAUCCAGUGCUACCAUUGCAACCCUACUUAGCCAUGUCUGAUGUCAAUGCUAUGUCCACUCCUCCUUCGGGGCAGUUUGAAGUUCCGGCUCCAGGGAAUUUUGAUGUUCCAGACUCUGUUAAGGAAAUGUUGAAGGAUGACAUACAUGACCAAGAGAAGGCCUCUUUGGACAAUGCGACGUCAGAAUAUUACAGCGAAGAAAAUGGACAUUGUUUAUCUAAUGGGGUUGAUGAAGAUGAUCGGAAUACAAAUCAAGGGCAAACACAUGGUGAUGACAUGGGCGAGGAACAUGCGGAUGAUUCUCCAGAGUUAAGAAACAGAGGUGAGAGUGUUUCAUCCCAAAUGUCAAGGUCGUCUGUCAAUGAAGAUCUCCAGUCAAAGAGGGCUUCACUUGUUGAGUCGAAAAACAGGUACUGCUCUGUUGAGUACGACCCCUCAAGAAGAGAGUCAAUACCAGUUAUUUCACCAAGACCAAAUCUUUCUCGUACGACAGUGUCUUUUCAGAUGUUCAGCCGGCCGUAUCGAGAAGGAAAGUUUCCAGGGAGAGACUGGUGAAGCAGUGGAGUAAGAGUGCGCCAGACCUGCCUGAUUUGUUACAGUCUCUGAAUCCUCCUGAGGCCCACUCUCCUGACAUAGUGGAGUGCUCGGGAUUCAUGUUGAACACUGCCAGGAGACUACGGGCUCACUCAGAGGAGAUUCUGAAUACAGGAGCUGGUGACAAUAGACUGUUGAGUUCCAGUAACAAGGAGGAAAUCGAGGGGAAGGUGUACGAUGGCAAAUCCAGGAAGCACAGUUUGAAAAGGGCUGUCAGCUUUCAGGACAGCCCGCUAGUUUACAGCAUCCCACAGGAGAAAAGUCAAAUGCAGAAUCUCUUCUCACCUCAGGGUGAAGAAGCUCGAGAGUUUUUUCGCCACAGGUCGAGUGGAUAUGGCACUGGUAGCUCUUCUAAAGGCUCGCUACAGUCUGAGCUGAGUGAUCAAACUAACUACAGUGACUCUGUGAUAACAGACAAUAGUGUAGAUCAGGAGACACUCACGUCGGAUGAAGAAAAUAACCACACUUUGACCAGUGCAGGUCAAGAAGAUCUGUUGCCUUGUUUGAGUAUUUUUCGACCAGAUUCAUUGACUCCUUCAUUACGUGUGGAUGGUUUGGAAGACUCCAUCAAGAACAGUUGUGAAGAUGAGAAGAAGGGCAAUGUGCCAAAUUUUGAUUUGCUGGAGACAGGAAGUGUUCAGUUGCCCUCAGAUUUAACAGAGGGAUUGGCUUCAGGAACAGUUGCAGAAGAUCUAACCCAAGUAGCUGAAGGGUUAUAUUCGGAAAAUGUAACCCAAGGUGCUGAAGGGGGAUAUUCUGAAGAAAACAGCCCAGUUGAUAAAAAUCAGGCCAACCAUAAAGAAUAUGCAUUGAUGGUGCUGGAAGAUUACAUCCAAAGAAAUGACCCCAAAACAUGUUCAUGUGCUAGUUCGCUAAAAAAUCGUGCCACCUCAGCAUCAGGUAGUCUUGGAAUUUACCGGAAUGAGCCAUCCCAAGAGCUGAUUUAUCGGUACUUGAUGACUCUGGAAGAUCAUUCAGACAUUGACUCCAUUCUGAGCCAUGUGAACAAUAUGAUAGUCCCAUCUGACAGUUCUACCCCAUCUCCCAAUCUUCAGAUCAAGUGGACGCCAAAUUUGCACAGCCCUGAUGUCUUCAAAAGCUUUUUCCCAGUUUUGUCCAAUAUUAAAGAGCAGGAGGAGAGCAGUGAUCAGAAAGUGUCCCAGCAUGGCAAGCCACCCAUUAGCUCAAGACUCAUAGAGAAGCUGGAAAGAGCAGCUCGGUGCCAGGAGGAUCUGUGUCUGGACAAGGAUUGUGUUAGGUCCAAGAAAAUGCUGACAACAUUUGAGAACAAUAUCCAGCUACAGUCAAGCCUCGACAAGGAUCAGGAGACCAUUCUGUUGGCCUUGAGAUGUCAUGGAGAAAGAUGUGACAACAUCAAGUGCCCUAUGCCAUACUGUGCCUUGCUGAUUGAUGUGGAGCCCUGGGAUUCGAUAGAGGCUAUAUCUCGUAUCCGUCAGCAGCUGGAUAUCAUCCUGGAGAUGACCGAUAACAACACAGAGCCGGGCCGAUUCCUCAGUCUGAGUCCCAACUGCCGAUACAAUGGACCUGUACGAGAAGGAGAAGACUGGAUGGUGUUAUCUCCGCUCAGUAAAUCCCACAACGUUGUCCUCAUCACAGACAUUUCUCCUUCAUCUAGGGCUCCAAAUGUUCUGAAAAAGAUGCCCCUGCUGGACAUGGACCACCAAUGGCAGGUGUAUGAGAAGCUGCGGAGUUUGUCCCACCCCAAUCUGGUGGAGCAUCUGUGGAUCAUGGAACAAGGGAAGGACUUCCUCAUCUGCACACAGUUCAUGGGAGCUGGGAGUCUGCGGCAGAUUCUACGAGAGACGAAGAAGAAGCUGCCAUGGAAGACAACCGUCAACUAUAUGCAGCAGAUCAUCAGUGGUGUUCUAGCACUGCACGAAAGACAGAUUGCCUACAUCAACUGGACAGCUUGCAACAUCUUGCUGGAUGAGACACGCCAGGUGGCCAAGGUGUCGAACUUGUCCGUGUCAACGAGCCUUGAGUCCCACACUGUAGAUUAUGGGGGGAUGAAACAUGCAUUGCCAGCGGCCAUCUUGCCACCGGAGGUAGGAUCUGCAUUGCAAGUUUACACAGACUUAUAA